AUGAGUGAUGACGAUGGGUUGUUGCUUAACUUUGCAAUUCCAGAUUCCAGUGAUAGUAGUGCUGUACCUGUCAAUAAGAAUGUUAAAAUAAAGGGAGGUAGAUGGAAGGAUCGUAGAAAGUUGCAAUUAUCUUUACAAGGAAGAACCAAAGAGAAAAAAGUCAAAGGUGUCAAUGGUGUUGUGAUAGAGAAACCACGAUUACUGAAACGAGAACGAGAUGAUGACAAGAAACUGAGAACGAAUGAGUCAGUCCCUAGUGAAUUUAAGAGAGCUAAAUUUUCCGAGACCAAGGGUCAAGCAGGCGGAAAGAAUAAUUCAUAUGUGUCAUCUUUGUUCACUAAUAACGAGACGGCAUUACAAACUACCAUGACGGAAACAAAGUCGGAGGAGAAGGAAAAAACUUAUUUACCAUCAAACGCACCUGUGAAAGGGGCAACAACGUUUGUUGGGCUAGGCAUCAAUAACCAUUUAUCUACGCAUCUCACUGACCACCAAAGAUUCAAAUACCCAACAAAGAUCCAAAAACUAGUUAUACCGAACCUUCUAACAACUGAGAGAGACUUGUUUGUGAAAGCGCAGACAGGAUCCGGUAAAACAAUGGCUUUCAUAUUGCCUAUAUUUCACAAAUUGAUGAUGGAGAAUAAGCAUAAAAUUACCAGAGAUUCAGGGGUGUUUGCGAUAAUUUUGACACCUACGAGGGAACUUGCAAAUCAAAUAUAUUCUGUUUUAGAGAGUUUAACUCGAUGUCACCACACCUUGGUUCCUGGAAUUGUGAUUGGAGGGGAAAAGAAAAAAAGUGAAAAAGCACGAUUGAGGAAGGGGGUAAAUAUUUUGGUGGCUACGCCUGGUCGACUAGCCGAUCAUUUGGAGAAUACAAAGUCAUUGGAUAUAAGUCAAUUGAGAUAUUUGGUUCUUGAUGAAGGUGAUAAAUUGGUUGAAUUGGGAUUUGAAGAGACCAUUUCAAAAAUUACAAGAAUUAUUGAUGAAAAUUCAAGUAUUGCCGAGACUGGUGAUAAAUGGCAAGGGUUGCCCACACGGAGGAUAAAUAUGUUGUGCUCGGCAACUUUGCAAAAUAAUGUAAAACAAUUGGGAAGCAUAAUACUUCAAGAACCGGAAAUGAUUUCCGUGGAUAGAGAAGUUGAAGGUACUAUCUUGUUUGAUGAUGACGUUGAGGGAGAAGUUAAUGGUGAUCCCAAUGAUCAUGAAUCAUUUGCUCCCGAUCAGUUAAUUCAAGAUGUUUUAAUUGUACCACCCAAGUUGAGGCUAGUUACCCUUGAUGCGUGUCUCGUCAACAUUGCCAACAAAAUUGCCCAAAGUAGUACACCAUCAAGAACUAUGGUAUUCUAUUCAUGCUCCGAUUCGGUCAACUAUCACUUUGAUGUCUUUUCGAGAGAUGGCAAAGUAAUCAAGAAAGUAAAGGAUGAUGAAACUGGGGAAGUCAAGACUAUUUUGGUGUCACCAGAGGAUAGCACAGAUGAAAAUGGUGCUGAUGAUUCUGAGUUGACCGCUCCCAUAAUCCAUGACAACACGAUGAUAUAUAAACUUCACGGUUCAUUAUCACAACAAAUAAGAACCUCUAUUUUGCAAAAAUUCAUCAAGGAUGAUCCAAAGUUCCCACACAAGGUCCUCUUUUGUACUGAUGUUGCUUCAAGAGGAUUGGAUUUGCCAAACAUUGCCAAUGUGAUUGAGUAUGACGCCCCAUUUACCAUUGAUGAUCAUUUACAUAGAAUUGGUAGGUCUGCCAGAGUGGGUAACAAGGGUGAAGCCACAUUGUUUCUAUUACCAGGAUUGGAAGAGGGUUACAUCGAUGCCAAAUUAAAAGUGGUUCACCCACGUGAAGAUAACUUGCGUAUAAUAAACUAUGAAAAAAUUCUUCAACAAGCAUUUGCUGAAAAGAAUGCCACUGGAAAGAAUAAGCACGACAAAUUGGGAAACUGGGAUAUUCAUGCUACAACAUGGCAUUUGGAAGUGGAAAGAUGGCUUUUAGAAGAUUCUGCAGCAUUAUCAAAGGCAAGUCUUGCGUUUACAUCACAUAUCAGGGCGUAUGCCACCCAUUUGUCACAAGAGAGGAAUUUCUUUAAUGUGAAAUUGUUACAUUUGGGUCAUUUAGCGAAAAGUUUUGGAUUGAGAGAGACUCCAAAGAAUAUAGGUAAGAAAUCGGGCAAGAAUAGCGACAAGCAUCUUGAAGGUGUAGAUGGUGGGCUGAGAAAGUUGAAAAAGGAGGAUCCACGAAAGAAGAUGUUGAGAAUGGCCAAAUUGGCGGUAAAGUCCAAUAACGAAUUCAACUACUGA
This is a messenger RNA of Lodderomyces parapsilosis, 2292 nucleotides long. RefSeq names its product putative ATP-dependent RNA helicase (gene DBP7). Gene Ontology annotation, cellular component: nucleus. Lineage: Eukaryota; Fungi; Ascomycota; Pichiomycetes; Serinales; Debaryomycetaceae. The transcript has a single exon. The coding region runs from base 1 to 2292 and encodes 763 amino acids. The record is from RefSeq and is a predicted model, not a curated record. Gene Ontology annotation, biological process: ribosome biogenesis. Gene Ontology annotation, molecular function: ATP binding; nucleic acid binding.